Messenger RNA from Durotheca rogersii, 1853 nucleotides. Its product is annotated as zinc finger protein zpr1. Gene Ontology annotation, molecular function: zinc ion binding. The transcript has 2 exons. Lineage: Eukaryota; Fungi; Ascomycota; Sordariomycetes; Xylariales; Xylariaceae. The record is from RefSeq and is a predicted model, not a curated record. Gene Ontology annotation, cellular component: nucleus; cytoplasm. The coding region runs from base 351 to 1853 and encodes 500 amino acids.
UCGCCAGUGGCGGCAAGCCUUUCCUAGUCCCUAAAGCGGCCCGGGGGCACGUUCUGGAUCUUUCCAACAGGGGCUGGCACACGCUAGAGGUCCCCGGCCUAUAACAGGUAGGGCGCUGUACUUAGCGGCUCGGUGCCGCCCUUCAUGGCUGCGAUAGCGGUGCCGAUAAGUGUGAUAAUUAUGUCAUGCCUGCAAACCCCGCUACCUCGAUUCAUUGCCCCUCCAAAUUUUUCGAAUAAAGUGAGCUUCCGGAUCACCUCCCUCAUCACUCAACACACCUACUUGUCGAACAGAUUGAAAAAAAGGAAAAAUAAAAUUCCACCGAGGAGAUACGCCCAAAGCAAUACAAAAUGCCCGCGCCCGAGGAACCUGCAAAUUCUGCUACCGCUUCGUCUAACGGCAUUUUCCAGCCCAUCGGCCAGGUAGCUAGCCAGCUCGCCCCGACCGCAAAUGGCACGAACGGCGCGAACGCGAACGGAACGAACGGAACGAAUGGUGCCGCACACACAACAGACCAGGGCGACGAAAAAGUCGUCGACGAGAUCGAGUCGCUAUGUAUGAAUUGCCAUGAAAACGGCACGACGCGCAUGUUGCUCACUUCCAUCCCCUACUUCCGCGAGGUCAUCCUCAUGUCCUUCUCCUGCGACAAAUGUGGCUUCUCCAACUCCGAGAUACAAUCUGCCGGCACCAUCCAGCCCCGGGGGUCGAGCUACCUGCUGCGGCUCACUGAGAUGGCCGACUUCGAGCGCCAGGUGGUCAAGUCCGACACGGCCGUUGUCAAGUUCAUCGAGCUCGACCUCGAGGUACCCGCCGGCCGCGGCCAGCUCACCAACGUCGAGGGCCUCCUCACUACCAUACUCGACGACCUCGCACUGGGCCAGGACGCCCGCCGCGAGCAGGCCCCCCAGGUCUACUCCCGAAUCGACGAGAUCAUCCAGAAGGGCCGCGCGAUGCUCGCCGGCGAGGCCUUCCCCUUCCGCCUCUCCGUCGACGACCCGGCCGGCAACUCGUGGAUCACGCCCAACAUGCGCGACGGCAUCGGCAAGUGGGAGAAGCACGAGUACGCGCGGACGCCGGAGCAGAACGAGGCCCUCGGGCUCGCCGCCAACGCCGGCGCCACGGAUCCGGGCUCGGCCGGCGGCGGCGGCGCUCCUGGCGACGACGACGACGACGACAUCAUCCCCGACCAGGUGUACGAGUUCCCGGCGACGUGCCCGGGGUGCAUGCACCCGUGCACGACCAAGAUGAAGAUGGUGGACAUCCCGCACUUCAAGGCGGUCGUGCUCAUGUCGACCGUGUGCGCGGACUGCGGGUACCGGUCCAACGACGUCAAGACGGGCGGCGCGGUGCCGGCGCAGGGGCGGCGCAUCGCGCUGCGCGUCGAGUCGGCCGAGGACCUGGCGCGCGACAUCCUCAAGAGCGAGAGCUGCGCGCUCGAGUGCCCCGAGCUCAGCCUGCAGGUCAACCCGGGCACGCUCGGCGGCCGCUUCACCACGGUCGAGGGCCUGCUCACCCAGGUGCGCGAUGACCUGCACAGCCAGAUCUUCCAGGCCGCCGGCGGCGGCGAGGGCGGCGGCGACGACUCGCUCCCCGCCGAGGACCGCGCCCGCUGGUCCGCCUUCUUCGCCGACCUCGACGCCGCCAUCCGCGGCGACAAGAAGUUCACCGUCGUCCUCACCGACCCCCUCGCCGCCAGCUACGUCCAGAAGGCCGUCGACCCCGACCAGGACGACCCCCAGAUCACCGCCGAGGACUACGACCGCACCGACCAGGAGGAGGAGGACCUCGGCCUGCGCGACAUGAAGGUCGAGGGCUACGCCGAGGCCGCCCCGAGCGGCGUCCCCGAGACGUGA